Molecule: messenger RNA, 519 nt
Organism: Verticillium alfalfae VaMs.102
Lineage: Eukaryota; Fungi; Ascomycota; Sordariomycetes; Glomerellales; Plectosphaerellaceae
Exons: 2
Coding region: 1-519 (172 amino acids)
Source: RefSeq, a predicted model, not a curated record
AUGUCUGUCAACAGCAACCCCGCGUCCGUCGCUGGCCCCAACCAGGGCGAGUUCCACCCCAGGGUGCCUGGGUCUGAGCCCCUUACCACCAAAGGCCACGCCCCGGGAACCCUAGUCGGCAACGACGCGAAGCCUGAGUUCCACGCCGAGACGCACCCUGCCGGCACUGCCCCCUCCAAGGAUGCCUACAAGCCGGAUCCUUCCUCCGAGACCAUCCCCGGCCAGCCCCCCAAGGCCUCAGACACCCUCGGCGGCGCCACCAGCGCGGAUGUCCACGCCGGUCUCGGCCACCCUGGUGCCGGCAUGACGAGCCAGGAGCUGCACGGCGGCAAGAGGAAGUCAGACGGCAGCGGGCUCGAGAGUGUCGGGGCCAGCUCUAUCGACCCUAUCCGUCAGCAGCGUGCCGAUGUCAGCGUGCAGCCUGACUCCCGGGGUAAGACGGGCAACCCGUCUGAUAUCACUCCGGCGCAGGACAAGAUUCCCACGUCCGCGGAGACGGUGGCUGCUAUGCACAAAUAA